AAAUUAACCAUUUGAAGAGAAGUUCACAUGUAUUUAAAGUCUUAGUGACUUCAUGGUGUAAAAUUUAAAUACAUACAUCUAGGUAUACUUUGUGUCGCUCCUGGCUAUGUAGUAAAAGUCAUUGCUUGUAUCGACAUUUUAUUCGAUGGUUUAAUUCAGUAUAAUGGACCUAAACAUAGAAGGAUGAAAUAUUGAGCGGAAUUAUUAAUUUUCAAUGCAUUUGUUGGAUAAGAGUGUUCAUUCAUAAAAUGUCGAUAUCAGAAGCAGACGAUUGUAGUCAUGACGAGGCCGCGAAACUUGUUUUAGAAAAUUCAAAUAGUGAUGGAAAAACUAAUCGUAAAAAGAAUAAGGAACGAAAGUCCGUUCGAAUUAGUGACGAUGAAAUAACGUUCUACCCCUCAGACAGUGGAUACAUAACAAGUAAAGGAGAAAAUACAAAUUUGUUAGACGAUUGGUCUGAGGAGGGGUGCAAUAAUACAAUAACAGUUGAGGAAUGGACAGAGGAAGUGUUCCGGACUGACAAUGUUCUCAAGGAUAUAACUGUUCCUAGCCAUGACACUAUUUUAAAGAAUAAAGUGACAUUCUGUGAUACUCCUAAAGACAACACUCCUCCUCAAGCCAGUGAGCAAAGUGUUGACCAAACGAUAACAUAUUCCGAGAUUCUGAUACUAGACAGCCCUCCGGCGGGACAUAAAAAUAUUAAACGAACUCCAAGUUUAGAAAGCCGGGAUAACCCAUUUGUUCCGGGUGGCAGUCUUGAUCAAGAAGCUUCGGAUAUCCUCAAGAGGGCUACGAUAAUUCGGGAUCAAUUUAUAUUAAGUGAACAUAGAAAAUAUAGUGAUAUAGAACAAAAUCCAGCACCCGAAAAUACCGACAUUAGAAAUGAUGUACACAAUACAUGUGAGAAUUCAAAUAAGGAUAUUGUAGAGGAGACUAUUCUGCAACAAAGUACAAACAGUACGCAGGCGCUUCCGGAAACUAAACUAAAUGGCAAAACUAUAUCGACGGAUUCUCAGCCAGUGGAUAUUAAUCAGAAAGACGGAACACUGGACAGAUCACUGAAAGAUAAAAAGAAACAAAAAAAAUGUUGUAGUGUUAUGUAGCAUUAUCAAGGAAUCAUUUCGUGAUGCGGAUUUACAUUAGCUUCCAAUUUCACUUGCGUUAUCUGGUUUAAAAGGGAAUAUGCGCGUGAUGGUCCUGGAUGGUGAAGCGUGAAUCGGUGGAAGUGUCGUGCCAUAAAAGAAUGGAAGAAAAUGUCUGGCUUCCUAUCGCUCCGUCAACAAACAGGUUAUGUGUUCAACAUAAUUGUACAUUCAUUAAUUAAUUACGCAUUAAAUUUAGUCUUCAUAAGAGUCAAAAUACCAAUACAAAUCCAGAUCUGUGAGGUAUACACGUCUUAUACACGUUACUUUCGCAUUUAGUAAACCAUUUCAUUGUAUGUUAAUUGCUGUAAAUUUCUUUAGGCAAUACAUAAACGGUGGAUUCACGAGAAGAAGGACGAUACUUAAUAACUAUGAAAACUACAAUUAGCUUUCACUUGCAAAUUACCAAAUAUGGUGAAUCAAAAAUAUAUGUUGCUUAUGUUUAUUUCAAGUUAAAUAAAAUGAAAUAUAUUUUUG
Molecule: messenger RNA, 1619 nt
Organism: Mytilus trossulus (common blue mussel)
Lineage: Eukaryota; Metazoa; Mollusca; Bivalvia; Mytilida; Mytilidae
Exons: 3
Coding region: 249-1103 (284 amino acids)
Source: RefSeq, a predicted model, not a curated record